UUUGCCGGACCACAUGAUACGCAUCAUCGACGCGCCUCGCUUGCGACUCAUGAGAGCAGAUCGCGGCGGCGUACUAUUAAAGAAGGUGGCCUCUUUCUUGACGACCCACCACCCACACCCGGCCUUUCUCCCCUCCUCCGCCGUUCCACUCCGCUUCGUCGCCGGCCCCUCCGGUCCCCCCGCAGCCGUCGCCAUGGCCGAGGCCACCGCCGUGUUGCAGAAGAAGCGCGCCCUCCGGUCCCAGAUCCGGAGAGCGCUCAAGAUCUUCUCUCCCGCUCAGCGAGUACAAGAAGAUGUGGCAAUUCAAAAUCUUGUACUAAAUUCACCUUGGUUCAAGUCUAGUAAAGGAUUAUGUGCUUAUAUAAGUUGUGAGGCACUACGUGAAGUUGAUACAUCAAAAAUUGUGGCAGAAGUUUUAAAGAACUCUGAUGCUGAACAUGGCAUGCAGGUAAAGAAAAUGCUAUAUGUUCCAAGGGUUGAAGAUAAGAACAGCCAUAUGAGGAUGCUCAGAAUCUCAAAUAUUGAAGAUCUAGUAGCAAAUUCAAUGGAUAUACUGGAACCUUCUCCUGUUGAUGCUGAUCAGAAUGAACGUGAAGAUGUUAUGCUGGCAACUCAACCAGUUGACCUCUUCCUUUUACCUGGACUUGCAUUUGAUAGACAUGGAAGACGGCUAGGUCGUGGUGGAGGAUACUAUGAUGUUUUCCUGCAGAAAUAUGAAGAGCUUGCCAAUCAGCAAAAGUGGAAACAGCCACUCCGAGUUGCGCUUGCCUACUCAGUGCAAAUUGUGGAUGAUGACUUGAUUCCGACGACUGUGACAGAUGUUCCAGUUGAUGCUGUUGUUUCAGCAGAUGGUGUGAUUCCGAUCAGUCCUGCUGCUUUGGAGAGGAUGUAACACAAUUUCUUGAUAUGUUCAUUCCAUUCUGUUUCUAAUGGACGUCAUACAUGGAAAAUUUUUGCUUUCUGAACCAGUUGAGUUUCUGUACCAUGAGCUUACUAAAAAUGCUACGGUCUCCUUCA
This is a messenger RNA of Musa acuminata subsp. malaccensis (wild Malaysian banana), 1017 nucleotides long. RefSeq names its product 5-formyltetrahydrofolate cyclo-ligase, mitochondrial. Gene Ontology annotation, molecular function: 5-formyltetrahydrofolate cyclo-ligase activity. Gene Ontology annotation, cellular component: mitochondrion. Gene Ontology annotation, biological process: tetrahydrofolate interconversion; folic acid-containing compound biosynthetic process. Lineage: Eukaryota; Viridiplantae; Streptophyta; Magnoliopsida; Zingiberales; Musaceae. The record is from RefSeq and is a predicted model, not a curated record.